This is a messenger RNA of Diabrotica balteata, 301 nucleotides long. The record is from the annotation of a GenBank genome assembly. Lineage: Eukaryota; Metazoa; Arthropoda; Insecta; Coleoptera; Chrysomelidae.
GUAAAAAAAUCAAUGAUUAGACUACGUACCACUCGCUGUUAUAUAUUUUCAAUAAUAUUAUAUGGAGCUGAGACUUGUACUUUAAAAAAAUGCAAUUUAAAAAUAAUCGCGGCUUUCGAACUCUGGUUAUACCGCAGAGUAUUAAAAAUAUCAUGGACUGAUAGAAUUACAAAUAAAGAUGUACUGGGGAGGGUUGGUAAAGAAACAGAACUAAUCACCAGUAUACAAACCAGAAACCUGGAAUAACUAGGCCACGUGAUAACGGGACCAAAAUAUGAAAUUGUGAGACUCAUAAUACAGG